AUGUCGAACUCUUCAAUCGCCAUAUUCCCAAACACAGCCGCCAAACUCGCCCACUGCGAGUAUAUCACAGGCCACACUUUCACCUCCAAACGACUCGGCCUGGAGGCCCUCCAAAUGGCUGGCGGACCACUAGGCACCGACGGCAUCGUCGAAUACUGCGGCACCUACCUACCGGUCCCCAAGAACAAACGGCUUGCUAUCAUAGGCGAUGCCACGCUCGAUCAUGUACUGAGCUUGAUCUGGUAUCAUACUGGUCGAGCCAAAAAGGAUUGGACCACGUUCCGCGAGCAGGUAGUCAGCAAUUCCGCGCUCAACACACGAGGCCGGGCACUUGAUCUCGAUAAAUGUAUUCUGCCCAACGUACCUGGGGAUGUGAUUUCCGUAGAGAUGUUAGCUACGACGCUUGAAGCGGUUAUUGGCGCUGUGCGGUGUGAUGGCGGUGAUGAGGCUGCGGAGCGCGCUAUGCGGAAUAUGGGGUUUAUGGAACAUGAGAUGUUGCUUUCGUCGACGAAGAGCUCGAUGUGA
Lindgomyces ingoldianus is the source of this 525-nucleotide messenger RNA. RefSeq names its product ribonuclease III. Gene Ontology annotation, molecular function: ribonuclease III activity. The coding region runs from base 1 to 525 and encodes 174 amino acids. Lineage: Eukaryota; Fungi; Ascomycota; Dothideomycetes; Pleosporales; Lindgomycetaceae. The transcript has 2 exons. The record is from RefSeq and is a predicted model, not a curated record. Gene Ontology annotation, biological process: RNA processing.